CAUUCCUUCAACACCACACAGCAAUACCCCGCUCCAAGCAACAUCUUCCGGUGGCGCAUCGCGCUCGUACAGCUGCCAAGCACGUAUUCUAGGGACUGCAUCCUGAGCAGCGACUGUCUAGACGCCGCGGAUAGGCUGUCGAUCACAUCGCGCGUCGCAAAUCGCAUAGUUGCACUGCGAAGGCACAAAAGCACCGGUGAUGGUAUCAGCAGCGGAGACGCCUCAGCAGCUGCGGCGUGAGCGUCCACGACCGCCUCCGCCGGCGGUCGUUGAGGCAGAACUACAAUGGAUUUUUGUGGAAGAGGAGCUCGAUCAGGCGCCUUCUAUUCUGGAUGGCAUGCCAGCAGAGGAAGAACGCACAUUACGGCGGAAGGGUGUCAACUUCAUUUUGCAGGUUGGCAUGAUGCUCAAACUACCACAAACCACACUCAGCACGGCCGCUGUUUUUUUCAACCGGUACCUCAUGCGUAACAGCCUGAAGGCGAAGCCUGGGUACAAACCUCUGCAUCACUAUCAAGUCGCCGCGACCUCGUUAUUUCUCGCCACCAAGGUCGAAGAGAACUGUCGAAAGAUGAAGGAGCUGGUUGUAGCGUGCGUACGCGUCGCCCUGAAAGAUCCGAACAAACUUGUCGACGAACAAACAAAGGACUUUUGGAAGUGGCGCGACACCAUACUUUACAGCGAAGACGUUGUACUGGAAAGCUUAUGCUUCGACUUGAACGUCGAAUCACCAUACAAAACCAUGUACGACAUGAUGAAGUACUACGGCGUUGAGCACAACAAGAAGCUGCGCAAUUCUGCCUGGGCAUUCCUAGCCGACUCGGCGCUCACACAGAUGUGCCUGCUGUUUGACUCACGGACGAUCGCAGCAGCAUCUCUGUACUGCGGCACUCGCAUGGCUGAUGUCGCUCUGGACGAAGAUGACAACAAGCCAUGGUGGGAGAUCCAGCAUGUUAAGCUUCGCGAUAUCCGGCGAGCCUGCAACCUCAUGGCUGACAUUUACGAAAGAACACCAGACAAGGAUGAAGAGACGAACAAGUAUUCUGGGCUUAGGACUCCUGACGACGGCCUUGACUUUGGCGACACACCGAGGAGCAUGGAGGGCGUGCAAAUGACAGGGCAAGAUUCGAGUCAAAACCAGCCCACGAAUGGCAAUGCGACAGAGAGAGGUAGCGAAGAGGGCGAGUUGGACGGCUAGGCGGGGCCUGCAAGCACCUCCGAGUGCACCUCUAGCUCGGCCCCUCUCCUUCCUGCGGUGGCAGAUCCAAAGGUCUGCCCACAAUGUACUGGCGAAGCGUUAUGUCACU
This is a messenger RNA of Didymella exigua CBS 183.55, 1307 nucleotides long. RefSeq names its product cyclin-like protein. The record is from RefSeq and is a predicted model, not a curated record. The coding region runs from base 200 to 1198 and encodes 332 amino acids. Gene Ontology annotation, biological process: positive regulation of DNA-templated transcription, elongation; regulation of transcription by RNA polymerase II. Gene Ontology annotation, cellular component: cyclin/CDK positive transcription elongation factor complex; nucleus. Gene Ontology annotation, molecular function: cyclin-dependent protein serine/threonine kinase activator activity. Lineage: Eukaryota; Fungi; Ascomycota; Dothideomycetes; Pleosporales; Didymellaceae. The transcript has 2 exons.